UUGAUACCCGACAAAAUGUAAUGCUACUGGCUCCUUAAUGUGAAAAGAGCUGAUUUAAAACAGCAGUUUUCCACGUGGCGGGGGCAGUUUGUCUGUUAGCUUCGAAAUGGUGAAACCGGUGAAAUAGUAGUUGCAAAGAAUGGUUCGUUUCGUUAUGUGGUCACGCUGGACAAAAUUGAUGUUUGCUAACUUUCUGUUAGCCUAUUGUUUCGGUUUGGGUUCUCCCGAUGUUCCUGCAACUGUAUUUGACGAAAAUGGAAAUAUGGUGAUUGGAAUAGUCGUUGUACACGAACCAGAACAACAGGAAGUUCCUGCAUUGACGUCUAGCGCCAUCAGAUCAUUUUUAGCUUCUUCGACGAGAAUAUCCGUAUUCGAUUACUACAUCGUGAACAACCGAGAUCAUGUAGUCUUCGUGGAUAAUCCAGCAUUAUGUGCAGCUGUGCAGAAAGGCGUCACUCUUCUUCUGGACUUCACCUGGACCGACAGUAACAAAAUCAUGACAGCAGCUGAUAACCUCAAUAUUCCAUACAUACACGCGGACGUAUCAUCUCAAACGUUCCUGAAAAUAAUGGAAAACUAUCUACGGGCCCGUGGUGCUAAUGAUGUUGUCUACAUCUUCGACAGUGCCCAGAAUGCAGAUUCCGCAAUCUACUUUCUCAUAACGGAAUCGCAACUUCGAACGAUCAUAUUCGACCGUCUCUCCAACAGUUCUAUCCAACGAAUCAAAGCCGUUCGACCUUACCCUUCGUUUUUCGCUAUGGUGGCCGGCACGGUACAGAUGAAUGAGCUAUUCAGAAAUGCACUGGCGGGCGGGUUGAUCGGAAAGCCGGAUAAAUGGAAUCUAAUAUUUACCGAUAGCAUGACGGAUAGGUUUGAAUACAAGGGGAUGUUUCCGACGAUGAGUCGUUUGUUGAUGGAUAACAGCACGUGUUGCCUGUUAUUAAAUCUAAACAAGGACUGUACUUGCCCAGCAGAUUUUAAACCGUGGGAAGCUCAUCUACAGAACGUUGUAAGGAAAGUUCUGGAGAAUUCUAAGAAAGAUCAAUUGCCGUUGGUUACACGGGAUGACUGUAACAGUACUACUUCAAAUGCAAAUGACACUAUUGAUAUUUCUAACCUAAUGGGAGAUCUUAGAAAAGACGUUCGAUUCUGGAUGCCCGAUGGUAGUCGAAUGGUGCGCUACAAUUUGAACAUUUCAAUUUGGACUUCUACCGAAGACGUCGAAACUGAAGCCAUUCACGUAGGCCAAAUCGAGAGAGGUCUCGUAGCACCUUAUGACGGACUGAGUAUAAAGCCGACGAAAAGAUAUUUUCGUGUAGGAACAACGGAGUCUAUCCCGUGGGCCUAUCGUAAACGCGAUCCUCUCACUAACGAAGUCAUGGUUGAUCCUUCCGGCGAGCCGAUAUGGGAGGGUUACUGCAUCGACUUCCUGCAGCAGCUGUCGAAAAUCAUGAACUUCGAUUACGACUUGGUCCAUCCGAAGCAGGGAACUUUCGGCAGAAGGGAUGCGUCAGGUAAUUGGGACGGAUUGGUUGGUGAUAUGGUAGUUGGUGAGAUUGACUUCGCCAUGGCUUCGAUGAAGAUGACUGCUGAACGCGAAGAAGUAGUUGACUUUGUAGCGCCGUACUUUGAACAAACUGGGAUACUGAUUGUGAUGCGAAAGCCUGUGCGAGAGACUUCACUGUUUAAGUUUAUGACAGUUCUACGCCUGGAAGUGUGGCUAAGUAUCUUGCUAGCGAUCGUAGCUACUGCUGUAAUGUUAUGGCUGCUGGACAAGUUCUCGCCGUACAGUGCUAGGAACAAUAAAACCGCCUAUCCCUAUGACUGCCGAGAUUUUACAUUGAAAGAAAGUUUCUGGUUUGCGUUGACCUCUUUCACUCCACAAGGAGGUGGAGAAGCACCGAAAGCUCUCUCCGGUAGAACCUUAGUGGCAGCCUAUUGGCUCUUCGUAGUGUUAAUGUUGGCCACUUUCACUGCGAACUUAGCUGCCUUUCUAACGGUAGAACGUAUGCAAACUCCGGUCCAAUCGUUGGAGCAACUAUCCCGUCAAAGUCGCAUUAAAUAUACGGUCGUUGAAGGUUCGGAUACCCACGACUAUUUCAAGAACAUGAAGAACGCCGAAGAUGUCCUCUACCAAAUGUGGCGUAACCUAACACUCUCAAGUGGAAAUGAUCAAGCCCAGUAUCGAGUGUGGGACUAUCCAAUCAAGGAACAGUACAUCAACAUCUUAGCUGCAAUAGAAUCGGCUAAACCGGUUUCCUCGGCAGAAGCCGGAUUCAAACGAGUUAACGAACGGCUGGAAGCCGAUUUUGCCUUUGUACACGAUUCGGCUGAGGUGAAGUACGAAAUAUCGCGAAACUGUAAUCUGACUGAAGUGGGAGAAGUGUUUGCCGAGCAGCCGUAUGCGAUCGCUGUCCAGCAGGGUAGUCACUUGCAGGAUGAGCUUAGUUAUUAUAUUUUGGAACUACAGAAGGAACGCUUUUUCGAAUCGUUGACCGCCAAGUUUUGGAAUAAUUCGGUUCGGGGGGUUUGUCCUAACACCGAUGACAGCGAGGGUAUCACACUGGAAAGUUUAGGAGGCGUUUUCAUUGCCACGUUGGUGGGGCUAGCUCUGGCAAUGAUUACUUUAGCUGGUGAGGUUUUGUACUACCGGAGGAAACAAAAAUUGGGUAAAAUAAUUAGGGUAGAGCCGACAGGAAAGCAGACAGGUGCAAUUAUGGAUAAAAAAUCUUUAACAUUUAAAAAUUUGCUGGAUACCGACUUAAAGAAUAAUCUUAACAAGAAGGAUAAGACCAUGUCAAAGGAAAUAACAAUUGGUAGUAAGUUUGUGCCAGCUUCUGAGAAACAGCAGAAGAUAAGUUAUAUUAAUGUGUUUCCUAGAAAUCCGAUUCAUUGAUAUAUGAA
Messenger RNA from Topomyia yanbarensis, 2904 nucleotides. RefSeq lists its product as uncharacterized. Gene Ontology annotation, cellular component: postsynaptic membrane; plasma membrane. Lineage: Eukaryota; Metazoa; Arthropoda; Insecta; Diptera; Culicidae. The record is from RefSeq and is a predicted model, not a curated record. Gene Ontology annotation, molecular function: glutamate-gated receptor activity; transmitter-gated monoatomic ion channel activity involved in regulation of postsynaptic membrane potential. The coding region runs from base 140 to 2896 and encodes 918 amino acids. The transcript has 5 exons. Gene Ontology annotation, biological process: modulation of chemical synaptic transmission; synaptic transmission, glutamatergic; monoatomic ion transport.